AUGGGGGGCACACACCAGAGUUUUGGGACUCCCCCCACCUUGGACUAUUGUGCUCAUAUCUGCAGCAGAUGCUGUGCUGAGUUUGUUGAACUACCAGAUCUGGAACUACAUGUCAGGGAUUGCUUUUCCAAUCAGUUAGUCCUGAUUGUCAAUGACAAUGAAGACCCAGUGUCGUCUGCUGAAAUAUUCCCUCUGGCCUCGUCGCCCAGUACACCAGGGGAACCAAGCGAAACAGUCAACAACUCUGAAAUGGAAGAGUGCAGUGAUCUGUUGGAGGAGAAAUCAGAGGGGAAUGAAGACUCUAUGGACGUUUCCAGAAGUAAGAGUAGCAAUGGCCGGCUAGAUAGCACCAGUAGCAGCCGGAGCAGCAGUACUGACAGCAUGACGGAUAUUGUCUCAUGUAUCUCAGUUCUCCCAAUUUCACUACCUCAACCUGGCAACAACGUGACGGAACAGCAGGGGACAUUAUCAUGGUUCAACAGCAACGUCGUCAUUGAAAACAUAGAGAGCACUAAAGUGGCCGUGGCCCAGUUUUGCCAGCAGAGCCGAUCGGAUACCAGCAGUAAGAUGGCAGUCUCAUCUCUGAUGGAGAAACUCCUGGCUCUGCAGCUGCAACAGAUCCACCAGCUGCAGCUGAUUGAUCAAAUUCGUCACCAGGUCUUACUGUUUGCCUCCCAGAGGUCUGAGGUAUCAGAGACUCCGACACAGACACCCACCAGCUGCCCUCAGGGUAGUCUAGCAUCAACGCAUGCCAGCCAGCUGACAACCCUCAGUUCUCAUCUAUCCCAGCAGCUAGCUGCAGCCACUGGGUUAGCCCAUAGUCUUGCCAGUCAGUCUGCCAGCAUCAGCCACUUUAAACGAUUAAAAGCAACAGUACAGUCACCACAGAGCCCCCUUGGUAGCAGCAUUGUGCACUCUAGCACCGAACCCUUACAAAGCAUGGGUAAACUCAUAGCUUCAGCAGUUAGCAAGCACCACUCUAGAAAGAAGUACACUCAUGCUAGUGGUCUGUACCCUCAACUAAAUGUUUCAGCCCAAACCAAAAUGAACUCACCAGCACUUGGCACAGGUAUCUUGCUAAACCCAUCAAAUAAACCAUGUCUACCUCAACCACCAUCCAGCAAUCAAACACUCUCUAGCGCUGGACCAAGCAUUGGUGCAAUUGUGGAGGAUCGGAAUGCUUUGACGGCGUUAGCCCAACAAAGGAAAGGCAAACCAAACAAUGUGACUUCUUUAGAACGCAAAAGGUCUUCUGAACAGGCUUACUUUAAACACAAAUGCAGAUUUUGCGCUAAGGUAUUUGGGAGUGACAGUGCCAUGCAGAUCCAUUUGCGAUCCCACACUGGAGAGAGGCCAUACAAGUGCAACAUCUGCGGGAAUCGUUUCUCCACCCGUGGGAACUUGAAGGUACACUUCCAGCGGCACAAAGAGAGGUACCCCCACAUCCAGAUGAACCCUUACCCUGUUCCAGAACACAUGGACAAUAUCCCAACCAGCACAGGAAUCCCUUAUGGCAUGUCUAUGCCACCCCAGAAACCAGUCACAUGCUGGCUGGAGAGUAAACCAUCCCUAGACACCUUGACUACUUCUGUUGGCCUGUUGCUCCCAAAUGUAUCACUCAACUUACCCUUUCAUAUCAAGAAAGAGGAGCAGCCUGUCUCAAUAACCACGCCUUCCAGUCCAGGCGUACGUGAAUCAUCCAGUGUAGUAAAGUCUACCAAGAGCAUUGACCUUGUAGAGCCUGGAAAGGUCCCCACCUUGAAUCUGAAAAGAGAAGAUGUUAAACCCCCUUUGACCUUUGUCUCAAAGAUGAGCUCGACAAAAGAGGGAUCAGCUGACUAUAUAUCCGCCAACAUCACUUCCAUAAGCACGAAUCCCAUCAAGUCGGAGCAGUUCAAGAUCAAACAUCCAUUCGUAGGAGGAGUCCAUGAUCCCCUGCAGACAUCAGAGACCUCGAAACUCCAGCAGCUGGUGGAGAACAUUGACAAGAAGGUGACAGACCUCAACGAGUGCAUAAUUUGCCACCGCAUACUUAGUUGCCAGAGCGCCCUCAGGAUGCACUAUCGCACCCACACAGGAGAGCGGCCCUUCAGAUGUAAAGUGUGUGGACGGGCGUUUUCCACCAAAGGGAAUCUAAAGACGCAUCAUGCGGUUCAUCGUGCCAUGCCGCCACUGAGGGUCCAGCACUCCUGCCCCAUCUGCCAGAGGAAGUUCACCAAUGCUGUUGUCCUACAGCAGCACAUUCAUAUGCACAUGGGCGGCCAGAUUCCCAACACCCCUCUCUCUGAACAGAGCUACCCAAAGGCAAUGGAGUCUGGUGGAGGUUCAAUGGAUGAAAGGAAAUUAGAAGAGUUGGAGAACCUUUCUGACAAUGAUAUGGACUUCAAUGACAGUACGAUUGCAGGCAUGUCCAGGUUUAUUAACUCCUUAUCUGGUAGCUUGUCUCCUUCUGAUAGUACAGGAGCAGGCUCCUUUGAUGCCCAGAUGAAACUCAACUAUCAUAGGCCAGUGGAGGAGAUGCAGGUCAGCUGGUUUAAGACAAAGGGAAUGGCUAAAGAGGAUCAACAGGUCUAUGACUCAUCAUCUCUUGGAGGUGACCGAAGUGAUGGGAGACUUGCUGUUUCUGAGAAUACAGCUGCCAAGCACUUUUUUUCCUCAAGCAAGAGUGUUCCAGUAUGUUCUAGCCCCACAAGCUUUGAGGAAAGUUACCAGAAUGCUUUAUCCCAGGCACAUAUCAUUCCAAGCCCUCUGCAGUUCACUGGCACUGGCAUGGCAUCUCUUCACCACCUAAAAUCUUUAAACCCACUAAAGGAUCCCACUAAUAUGGUCCACACAUUCUGUGAACAACGAGGCAUUUUUAAGAACACUGCAUGCAAUAUUUGCGACAAGAGCUUUGCCUGCCAAAGUGCUUUGGACAUCCAUUAUCGAAGCCAUACCAAGGAGAGACCAUUCAUUUGCACAGGGUGCAACAGAGGGUUUUCCACUAAGGGGAACCUCAAGCAGCACAUGCUAACCCAUCAGAUGAGGGACCUGCCAUCCCAGUUGUUUGAGCCCUCCAUUCCCAACCUUGCUUCCAGCCCCAAUUCCUCUGUACAUCCUCUGAGCUCCCAAAUGAUCAAGCCAGAAGUGAACAGUUUCCUGGGUAGCGCCCCCUAUGGGGAACCAAGGGAUCUUCUAGGCAGUUUGAGUUUGAGGAUGUCCUCAGCCUCCCCCUCCCCAGAGCUCGCUGCCCUGCCACCUCGACGAACUCCCAAGCAGCAUUACUGCCACACUUGUGGGAAAACCUUCUCUUCCUCCAGCGCCCUGCAAAUCCACGAGAGGACUCACACUGGGGAGAAGCCAUUCGCUUGCACUGUCUGUGGUCGGGCAUUCACCACCAAAGGAAAUCUGAAGGUCCAUAUGGGAACUCACAUGUGGAGUAGUGCCCCCACCAGGCAAGGACGCAGACUGUCUGUGGACGGACCAUUGAUGUUUAUGGGAACCCAUCCUGUGAAGCUAUCAGAGCCUCCUCAGAGGCCAGACAUUAGGUCCAGUAAUGGAGACUCCUUUAGUCUCUGGAACCACCGUACAGACUCCUUCUCUAAGAAUUUGACUAUGAGGACCAAUGAUAUCUCAGUCAUCCAGAACGGAGGUGGACCUUACCUCUCUGGACCAAUUGGGCAUGGGGCCAGCUCACCCAAAGGUGGUGUAAAUGUUGGUCUAGACAAAUUGCCCCAUACAGAACACAAUGCUUCUUUGACGCUGCCUGGGGAAAAUGAUACAGAAAGAGCGACUUACUUCCGUUUCACUCAUUUGAUAGAGGAGAGGAAGGAAAUGAUUGCCAAUUAAAGAGACUGUAUAUUAUUUUAGGGGGCGGGAAGGCUACAGUAUAUUGUUGAUGGACUACAGCUUUCUUUUUUGAAGGAAAUCAACUGCGAUGCUGGAAUAGACUGAGUUUCUUUGAGUUUGUGUAUAACUGAUAAUAACCUUAUUUGGAGUCAAGUGUCUAGUAAAGACCCCCUGCUUUUCAGUGUGCUUAUUUACACGGGUAAAAUAGCCUACUGGUUGUGUAAUUAUGCUUAAUGUUAUGGUUUUUAUCAUUCUAAUAUAAUUUUGAGGUGUUGAUUAUGUUAUUGAAGAGGAACUCACUUGUAACAUACUUUGUCAUAUCUUUGUGAAAUACAUGGAUAGAUAAUUUAUGUG
This is a messenger RNA of Coregonus clupeaformis (lake whitefish), 4182 nucleotides long. RefSeq names its product sal-like protein 1. Gene Ontology annotation, biological process: regulation of transcription by RNA polymerase II. NCBI's taxonomy places the organism in Eukaryota, Metazoa, Chordata, Actinopteri, Salmoniformes, Salmonidae. The record is from RefSeq and is a predicted model, not a curated record. The transcript has 3 exons. Gene Ontology annotation, molecular function: RNA polymerase II cis-regulatory region sequence-specific DNA binding; DNA-binding transcription factor activity, RNA polymerase II-specific. Bases 1 to 3828 code for a protein of 1275 amino acids. Gene Ontology annotation, cellular component: nucleus.